Anopheles funestus (African malaria mosquito) is the source of this 1380-nucleotide messenger RNA. RefSeq names its product geranylgeranyl transferase type-2 subunit beta (gene betaggt-II). Gene Ontology annotation, molecular function: Rab geranylgeranyltransferase activity. Gene Ontology annotation, biological process: protein geranylgeranylation. The transcript is spliced from 5 exons. Bases 240 to 1238 code for a protein of 332 amino acids. Lineage: Eukaryota; Metazoa; Arthropoda; Insecta; Diptera; Culicidae. Gene Ontology annotation, cellular component: Rab-protein geranylgeranyltransferase complex. The record is from RefSeq and is a predicted model, not a curated record.
ACUUUGUUGUCAUUUCAAUUCGAAUUGGCUGCGUCCGUGAAACCUUUGAUAUCUUGCGCAUCGCGCAAGAUACAAUACCUCCUGAAUAGAUAUGGCAAACCUACGCUGGUCAUUCGUAAAAAAGGAACGGAGAAAUUAGCUAGACUACACCAAAAGUCUCACACAUAAUUAAAGCUUGCAAGGAAGCUCGAGAAAUCUGCAACAUUUGCUCGUCCACAUCGAAAAGAUUUGCUUAGACAAUGGCUUUCGCUUCGAACGAUGUGAGAAUAACCGAUGAAUCGAAGGAAUUGUACUUCGACAAGCAUGUAGAAUAUAUUGCAAACCAUGGCAAUGACAAGAACGAUUAUGAGUAUUGCAUGACCGAGUUCCUCCGUAUGUCCGGAAUAUACUGGGGUGUAACCGGGCUUGAUCUGAUGAACGAACUAGGCCGAUUAGACAAGCGCUCGAUUAUAGAUUUCGUCAAGAAGUGUCAGUGCCCGAUAACGGGGGGCAUUGCGGCGUGCGAAGGGCAUGAUCCACAUAUACUCUACACGCUGAGUGCGGUUCAGAUCCUGAUCAUUUACGACUGUCUGGACGCCAUCGAUACGGACAUGGUGGCAAAGUAUGUGGCCUCGCUACAACAGCUCGACGGAAGCUUCUUCGGUGACAAGUGGGGCGAAGUAGAUACCCGAUUUUCCUUCUGUGCCGUGGCCAUUUUGAGUCUGAUCGGUCGAAUGGAUGUGAUGGAUGUGGAAAAAGCUGUUAGCUUUGUCAUGUCCUGCUGCAACUCGGACGGUGGCUUUGGAUCGAAACCGAACGCCGAAAGCCAUGCUGGGUUGAUAUAUUGUUGUGUUGGCUUUCUCUCAAUUACGGACCAACUGCAGCAGCUAGAUUGCGAGCGGUUGGGUUGGUGGCUCUGCGAGCGACAGCUUCCGAGCGGUGGCCUAAACGGACGACCCGAGAAGCUUCCCGAUGUCUGCUAUUCCUGGUGGGUGUUGGCUUCCCUCACAAUCAUCGGACGGCUACAUUGGAUCAGUUCGGAAAAGUUGGAAAAAUUCAUCCUGUCGUGCCAGGAUGCGGAAACGGGUGGAUUUGCCGAUCGUACUGGAAACCUGCCGGACAUUUUCCACACCCUAUUCGGGCUAGGGGCACUGUCGCUGCUCGGUGACAGGCGAUUGAAGCCAGUCAAUCCCACGUUCUGUAUGCCCCAGUAUGUCAUCGAAGGAUGCAAUCUGAAGCCAAAAGUCAUUGUGCUGUAGACAGUGGCCCAAUAAGUGCAAUGGUUGUUUUAUUUCACUUCAAUCCAACUACUAAAGUGAUGAAUGAACAAUGGAAAUGCUCUUUCUUUUAACAUUAGUAUGCUUAAAUAAUAAAUGACAACCAUGCAAAGAUCAACAGAAA